UCUUGGCAAGUUUCCCAUACUCCAUUCUCCUUUUCUUGAUUUUAUCUGGGAUAAUAUGGUGAUGUAUCAUAGACUUUCUCUUUUUUUCUCAGCUCCCAAACACCUCCUCAAAUUCAACCUCAACCUCAAACCCACUUUUUCCUUCAUACCCCACUCUCGCACUUCCACCUCGUAUUUCUCCUCUUAUUCCACGCAAACCAUCGAGCACAUCGUCCUCUUGAAAGUCAAAGACGACACCGAACCAUCUAAGGUAAACGCCAUGGUCAACGGACUCAGAAGCUUCAAAUCGAUCGAACAAAUCCUCCACAUCACUGCUGGACCACUUCUCCGGAACCGAUCGACCACGCUCAACUUUACUCACAUGCUGUAUUGUCGAUACGGCUCGAAGGACGACCUUAAAGCUUACUCUCGGCACCCUCAUCAUAUCAGCGUUGCUAAGGAAUCGGUCCUCCCAAUCUGUGAAGACGUCAUGGCCGUCGAUUGGGUCGCCGAGGAUCUUCAAGGCCCAAUUUCUUCAUUUCCAGGCUCGGCAUUGAGGGUGACUUUAUUGAAAUUGAAGGAGGAUUUGGAGGAAGAGAAGACUACUGAGAUUGUGGGUGCACUUAAAGGGAUUAAGAAUAGUUUUAUUGGGCAGAUUACUCGGCUCACAUGUGGUGAAAAUUUCUCUCCAAGGAGAGCCAAGGGGUAUUCGAUUGGAUCGAUUGCGGUCUUUCCUGGUCUGAGCGAACUGGAUGCCAUGGAUUCGAAUGAAGAGUUGGUGAAGUUGCAUGAGGAGAAGGUUAAGGAGUAUUUAGAAAGUGUUGUCGUUGUCGAUUACUUGGUAUCGUUGCCUCAAUCUGCCAGUCUCUGAGAAUUUCAUUUCAUUUGUUAUCAAAAUAAAACUGGAAUAAUAAGCAUAAGCUAUUGGAAUA
This is a messenger RNA of Humulus lupulus (European hop), 911 nucleotides long. RefSeq names its product stress-response A/B barrel domain-containing protein UP3-like. The record is from RefSeq and is a predicted model, not a curated record. The coding region runs from base 56 to 850 and encodes 264 amino acids. The transcript has a single exon. Lineage: Eukaryota; Viridiplantae; Streptophyta; Magnoliopsida; Rosales; Cannabaceae.